This is a messenger RNA of Macadamia integrifolia, 1092 nucleotides long. RefSeq names its product glutamate receptor 2.2-like. The transcript is spliced from 3 exons. Bases 1 to 1092 code for a protein of 363 amino acids. The record is from RefSeq and is a predicted model, not a curated record. NCBI's taxonomy places the organism in Eukaryota, Viridiplantae, Streptophyta, Magnoliopsida, Proteales, Proteaceae.
AUGGCUGACAGUUGCAUCUCCAUGGCACUAUCUGAUUUUUAUAAUAUUUAUAGCAACAACAGUGUAAGAUUGGUGCUUCACACCAUAGACUCCGGAGGAGAUGCUGUGGGAGCAGCAUCUGCAGCUUUAUAUUUGAUGAAAGAGAGGAAGGUGCAAGCUAUCAUAGGGCCACAACAAUCAGAGCAAGCUAAAUUCGUGAUUAAUCUUGGAGAAAAAGCUCAAGUGAAUGCAACUGCUUCCAUUUUUGAAGCCUAUGGAUGGAAGGAAGUGGUUUUGAUCUAUGAAGAUACCGAAUAUGGAAAUGGAUUGGUACAUUAUUUCAGUGAUGCCUUCCAACAAAUCAAUGUCCUUAUUCCAUAUAGGUGUGUCAUUCCUCUAACAGCCACAGAUGAUCAAAUAUUGGAAAAGCUUUACAAAUUGAUGACCAUGAAAACUAGGGUAUUCUUGGUCCACAUGACAACUUCCAUUGGGUCCCGGCUUUUUAACAAUGCAAGAAAUGCAAGAAUGAUGGAUCAUGGCUAUGCAUGGAUUACAACAAGCGGUUUAUCAAGUUUAUUAGAUCAUAUUGAUUCCCAUGCUAUUGAUUCAAUGCAAGGUGUAUUGGGAGUGCAGCCAUAUAUACAAAGCUCUAAACAACUUGAAGAUUUUAAUCUCAGAUGGAAAAGGAAAUUUCUAUCAAAGAAACCACAUAGUGAAAUAACUGAGCCAAGUCUAUUUGGAAUAUGGGCUUAUGAUACAGUUUGGGUACUAGCCAUGGCAAUAGAAAGAGUUGGAACCUUGAAUCCUCACUUCUUGAGUUUCAAAAGUAGUGGUGAAAAUGCUUUCACUGAUCUUUCAAACCUUGGAUACUCUGAAAUGGGUCCAAAAUUUCGCAAAACCAUACGGAGUACUAGACUUAAGGGGGGCCUAAGUGGAGAUCUCAAUUUGAUAACAGGGCAACGUAAACCUUCAGCUUUCCAAAUACUCAAUGUGAUUGGGAAACAACGAGUGAUCGGAUUCUGGACUGCAGCGAAAGGCCUUUCACAGAAUUUAAAUGCUACAGAUAAGUCGAUGUAUUCAGCUUCCGCAGAUGAUCUUGAAACUCCCAUAUGA